AUAAUCUCAUCUCAAAUAAAAAAAAUUAAAAUGACAAAAAAGUCGUCACUGAUUCUGGUUGCAAUCAUAACCAAAUUUUUCACUACAUAUAAUCCGAUUACACCAAACAGAAACAGAGAUGAUCGAGCAAUGUCGACGACUAUAACAUUCUAUUUCUUCGUGCUACUUCUAGCAACACAACUUCCGGCGUCACUCGCCGGAAAGUGUACCACCACGACGGCGACAAAAACCUUCGAGAAAUGCAUCUCUCUUCCGACACAACAAGCUUCAAUCGCGUGGACAUACCAUCCACACAACGCAACUCUCGACCUCUGUUUCUUCGGUACUUUCAUCUCACCUUCCGGGUGGGUCGGGUGGGGGAUUAACCCGGAUUCUCCGGCGCAGAUGACCGGCUCUCGAGUCCUAGUCGCGUUUCCGGAUCCCAAUUCCGGCCAGCUCAUCCUCCUCCCUUACGUUCUUGAUUCCUCCGUCAAGCUCCAGAAAUCUCCUCUGCUUUCUCGUCCGCUUGACCUCCUCCGUCUCUCCUCCUCUUCCGCUUCUCUCUACGGCGGUAACAUAGCCACAAUCCGUAACGGCGCCUCCGUUCAGAUUUACGCCUCCGUGAAACUCUCGUCGAACAACACCAAGAUCCAUCAUGUUUGGAACAGAGGUCUCUACGUUCAAGGCUACUCUCCAACCAUUCAUCCCACUACUUCCACUGAUCUCUCCUCCUUCUCCACAUUCGAUGUCACUUCAGGAUUUGCGACGGUUAAACGGAACAGCGGUACAAGAGUUUUGAAAGUGAUACACGGAGUAAUCAAUGCGGUGGCGUGGGGAUUUCUCCUCCCGGCGGGAGCGGUAACAGCUCGAUACCUCCGUCAAAUGCAAUCAGUGGGACCUACUUGGUUCUACAUCCACGCAGCAAUACAGCUAACCGGUUUCCUCCUGGGAACAAUCGGUUUCUCGCUCGGAAUCAUCCUCGGCCGGGAUUCUCCAGGAGUAACCUACGGGUUACACCGGAGCCUCGGGAUAGCUACCUUCACUGCGGCGGGGCUGCAAACGCUGGCUCUGCUAUUCAGGCCAAAGACGACCAACAAGUACAGGAGGUAUUGGAAGUCUUACCAUCAUUUUGUAGGGUACGGUUGCGUCGUGAUGGGAGUGGUGAAUGUGUUUCAAGGGUUCGAGGUUUUGAGGGAAGGGAGCUCGUACGCGAAGCUCGGUUACUGUAUGUGUCUCUCGACGCUUGUUGGUGUCUGUGUGGCCAUGGAAGUUAACUCGUGGGUUGUGUUUUGUCGCAAGGCUAAAGAGGAGAAGAUGAAGAGAGAUGGUUUGACCUGCGAUAAUAGAUGCGGUAGUGGGAUUCAUUCAUAGUUAGGUCUAAAGAGAGAGACAGAAAAGAAAACACAGUGUUGUAUCUUGAUUUUGAGGUAAUUUACAUUGUUGAGGACCUUGAGGAUGUGUUUUUCAUCACUGUAUCUUGAUUUUGUUAAAGUCAUUAUACUAAAAGAUCAGAGAAACUUUACCUAAA
This is a messenger RNA of Thlaspi arvense, 1507 nucleotides long. Lineage: Eukaryota; Viridiplantae; Streptophyta; Magnoliopsida; Brassicales; Brassicaceae. The record is from the annotation of a GenBank genome assembly.